AUGCAAUUUGAUCUUGCAUCGGUCGUACCUUUAUUAAUCAUUCUGUUGGUCACUAAUCUACUCACUAGAAGGCUGUUCAGCAAAGUCUCAGCAAAUAAAAUGGUUUCCCAACAAACUAUCUCUCGCGUCAAGGACCUCAUUGGUCAAAAGAAAGUGUUUGUUGCGUCGAAGACCUACUGCCCCUACUGUCAAGCUACCUUGAAGACUUUGUUUGAUGAGCUACACGUCUCUAAGGCGCAGUCCUUGGUGCUGCAAUUGAACACCAUGGAGGAUGGGGCGGAGAUCCAGGAAGCUUUGUUCCAGAUCAACGGUCAGAAGACUGUUCCUAACAUCUACAUCGACGGUAAGCACAUUGGUGGGAACAGUGACUUGCAGGAGUUGAAGAACUCAGGCAAGUUGGAAGAACUACUAAGAGAUGCUCUCGAGUAG
Messenger RNA from Torulaspora globosa, 429 nucleotides. RefSeq names its product dithiol glutaredoxin GRX1 (gene GRX1). The coding region runs from base 1 to 429 and encodes 142 amino acids. NCBI's taxonomy places the organism in Eukaryota, Fungi, Ascomycota, Saccharomycetes, Saccharomycetales, Saccharomycetaceae. Gene Ontology annotation, biological process: cellular response to oxidative stress. Gene Ontology annotation, molecular function: glutathione disulfide oxidoreductase activity. The record is from RefSeq and is a predicted model, not a curated record. The transcript has a single exon. Gene Ontology annotation, cellular component: nucleus; cytoplasm.